CUUCAGCAAGCGUGUGAACUUUCAGAGCUGUUGUAUUGUCGUUUUUUCUCCUCCCUUUUAUCUUUUUACUCUUUCUAGGCCUGGUGCCAUCUUAAUCUACCCUUUUACCAACUAAUCCAAUUCUUCGUCGCCGGUCGACAUACCCAACACAACGUUAAUUUUCAGCUCUACUUGCUCGAUACACAAUCUUCAUCACCAAUCACUCGAUAACCGAAAGAACUCGCAUUCUUCACGAAUCAACACAGCUUCUUCAGCAUUACUUCGUCUAUCCAUUAGUUUGGCCAGGACGAUUCGAAAGAACAACACUAUCAUAAUUCAACUAUCCAAGAAAGAAUAAUCAACACACUUCACAAUGGCCGCUAUCCAGCUUAACUUCACUCUCCGCACUUCCGCCAACUGCAAGACCGUCCAUCUUCUCGGCUCAUGGGACGAGCUACCAGGGCCAGCUCCCGCUCUCCAAGGACCAGAAGAAGUCCGGAGGAUGGAACGGAUGCUUCAAGUUCAACGGCGCCACACUCAAGCAGGGCCAGCGCUACUGGUACUACUACAUCAUUGACGGCUACCACGUCUCCCACGACCCAGCCAAGGACCACACCACCGAGCCCACCACUGGCCGCAAGCUGAACAUCAUCGACAUCCCAGCCGCCAAGUCCUCAUCCACCAGCUCCGACAAGAAGUCCCGCCGUGUGUCCACCGCCUCCGUCGCAAAGGGCCGUUCCCUCAGCCCAGAGCGCAUCGUUGCCCCCAGGCCCCAGCGCCCCGGCCAGACCCGCCAGGUCAUCAACACCCAGUACGACAAGACCACCCUCGAGGAGCUCAACCGCCGCUUCGCCAAGCAGUCUAUCGAGGAGGACUCUGAUGACUCCGAAUACGACUCCGACGAGGGCUCCGACGUCCCAUCCCUCACCUCCCGCUCCACCAACUCGAGCUCGCCCAGCAGUGUUAGCUCUGGUAGCAGCUGCUGCACAUGCGAGCGCUUUGGCAUCACCCGUGCUGGUGACCGUGUCAAGCUCGACUGCGGAAGGUGCGCGAUGCGGAUACUCUGAUGACUCUUCCGACUGCUCUUCCGAGGACGAGUACGUCUACGAGGAGAAGACGACCCGCCGCCAGGGCGUCGUCAUCCGCGCGCCUAGACGCUUCACCCAAGUGCCAAAUCACCUGGACACCAUUGUGUUUCACCCCGACUUUCGCAUCUGUCCUUGCGAUGCGACUGUUCACCAUUCUUUCUGUGCAUAUUAUGAUAACGACCUUUUCACUUCUUUCUUACUUCGUUCUACAACUACUUCCACUCUCUGGAUUAUGAAUUAUUGCUGCUGGUAUGGGAGCUGCUUGGGGGUUUACCCAGGGGAGGAAUACAGCGAGACCCUCUUUUUGCGCUGGCUAUGGACAUCACAAUCUGCCCGAUGUCAACCAUGCGACAAGGCACGCUUAUGUAGAAUAAUCAAAUGGAUUCGCAUGGCUCGUGCGCGACAUGACCUAAAUUAUAGUCUUCUCUUGCAGUGA
This is a messenger RNA of Parastagonospora nodorum SN15, 1503 nucleotides long. RefSeq lists its product as hypothetical. The record is from RefSeq and is a predicted model, not a curated record. The transcript has a single exon. NCBI's taxonomy places the organism in Eukaryota, Fungi, Ascomycota, Dothideomycetes, Pleosporales, Phaeosphaeriaceae. Bases 859 to 1503 code for a protein of 214 amino acids.